Molecule: messenger RNA, 1080 nt
Organism: Candidozyma duobushaemuli
Lineage: Eukaryota; Fungi; Ascomycota; Pichiomycetes; Serinales; Metschnikowiaceae
Exons: 1
Coding region: 1-1080 (359 amino acids)
Source: RefSeq, a predicted model, not a curated record
AUGUCUUCCAAAGAGCAAACGGCCUUGGAGGUAUAUCUCAGAUUCAACGAUGAUUUGGAGAAGGAUUACUGUUUCCAAGUGUCCACUGAAACCUGCUUCAGAGAUUUGUUCCGUAUUUUCGACGGUUUGCCCAUUUCGCUAAGACCCAACAUCUUCUACUCGGCGAGACCAAAGACUUUUGUGGUUUCGACUGCCCCAGGCUACUUGACUGAGGACGGAAGCUUGCUUUUCUCCUACGAGACUUCGAAUGCCCAAUUCCGCAAGAAAAUCAAUUUGGACGACCGCAUUGCCCAACACUGCUGGCCUAGUCAGUUGAUCAUCCCUGUGUGGGAAUUCCUUUCGUUCAGGUUCUACCUGUUCGUCACUUUUUUGAUUGUGUGGCUCUACACAGACUUGCCUGACUUUAUCUCGCCAACCCCUGGCAUCUGUUUGACCAACCAGAUGUCAACUUUGGUGGCUUCCGUUGCCACUCGUUUUGGCUACGGUGACAUUGCCGAUGCCAUGGUCAAGGACAUCCAGGACCCAGUUUCCGUUGGUGGUCAGUGUGUGUUUUUUGUUUUCCACAUUUUGAAGGUGACCAUGAUCUUUUUCAUUUUGCACAUCGGUCUUUUCAACCCAAGAAAGUUCAGAUACUCUAAGGAUCAGGAGAUCACCAAGGAGAAGUUGCUUGACCUUGGAUGGACUGGCUCCAGACGUGCCACUCCUGACGACUACCUUGAAGCCUACAGAGAGUACAAGAUCAAGGAGCACGGUGGUAUGGUUCCUGCUCACCAGGCCGGUCUUUUCACCAGGUUGAAGAAGUUGGGUGUCUGGCUCGGCGAAGGUGAGGGCUACGACACCCCAGUGUCCAAAGACCACAAGCUUUCGGACAUCACCGAGGACAAGUAUGUGUUGAGUUACGACUUGUUCGUCAAGCUUGGUGAGAACUUUGAAAACCACAUCACCGGCAAGGGUGCGGAGGAAUUGAAUGCCAGCAUCAAGCAAUUCCGUCGCUUCGGGUUGAUGCACAGCGACGAGACGAUCAGGGAGUUGGUGGACAAGAGAAAAGUUGGCGGCGACAAAAAGUUGGACAAGGACUAA